AUGGCACCUGCAGUGCUGGAAAACAGAACGAGAGACCACUUGCAGUUUACUCCCAUCCUUCCAGCAAAGUCCGUUCCGCCUACAACUCUUACGACCACCCUUUCGAAUCCGUCGAUACAAGUUACCGCAGAUCAUCAGAUCAAGCAAGUCAACGCUCCAGUUUACGCUCCCGGACGAGGGGAAGUCCUUCUACAUAUCAAGGCGACUGGGGUUUGCGGGUCAGACAUCCAUUUCUGGAAAACCGGGCGGAUUGGAUCGCUUGUUGUUGAAGGCGACUGCAUCUUAGGCCAUGAAGCUGCCGGCAUCGUUUUGAAAUGCGGAGAGGGGGUCACUGACUUGAAGCCUGGCGACAGAGUGGCGAUGGAGCCGGGCGUGCCUUGUGGAACAUGCUUCCUCUGUAUGGACGGCCGAUAUAACCUUUGCGGAGACGUGAAAUUUGCUGGCGUCUAUCCUUACCAUGGCAGUCUUCAGAGAUAUAAGGUCCAUCCUGCGAAGUGGUUACACAAGCUCCCCGACAAUGUUUCAUUCGCCGAAGGCGCCCUAGUUGAGCCUCUUUCAGUUGUCAUGCAUGGCAUCGACCGAGCCAGACUGAGUCUUGGUCAUCCGGCUCUCGUCUGCGGUGCUGGUCCCAUCGGGCUCAUUGCGGUGGCAGCAGCACGAGCAUCAGGUGCUCAUCCUAUCGUUAUCACCGAUCUGGAUCCAGGACGACUUGCCUUUGCCAAAGAAUUCGUUCCCUCCUGCACCACCUAUCAAAUUGACCGCUCAUUAGACGCUGAAGGCAAUGCCAAAGCGAUCCGAAAGUUGUACGGCGAGACUGAGUAUGUUGCUCCACAGACGGUUUUGGAGUGUACCGGAGUCGAAAGCAGCGUUUGCACCGCCGCGUUUGCGGUCAGAAGAGGUGGGACAGUCAUGGUGAUCGGUGUUGGACGAGAAAUCAUGAACAAUCUCCCAUUCAUGCAUCUAUCACUUGCCGAGAUCGACCUCAAAUUCAUCAACCGGUACCGUGAUACCUGGCCCGCAGGCAUCGCGUGCCUGAGCAGUGGCAUCUUGGAUCUGAAGAAACUCAUAUCGCAUACAUUCCCUCUCGAAAACGGGCUUGAGGCACUUCAGCUUUGCUCCGACAUCACUAAAGGCGGUAUUAAGGUCCAGAUUAUCGACGAUGUCGAUGUGAGUCUGUGA
Molecule: messenger RNA, 1179 nt
Organism: Eremomyces bilateralis CBS 781.70
Lineage: Eukaryota; Fungi; Ascomycota; Dothideomycetes; Eremomycetales; Eremomycetaceae
Product: GroES-like protein
Exons: 5
Coding region: 1-1179 (392 amino acids)
Biological process (GO): D-sorbitol catabolic process
Molecular function (GO): zinc ion binding; L-iditol 2-dehydrogenase (NAD+) activity
Source: RefSeq, a predicted model, not a curated record